AUGAUCCCGUAUGCUUCCCCAUCUCUCCUCCUCAUUAACCUGGACCUGUUCCCUUCUACCCAGGACCUCCAUGGCGUCUCCUCUUGUUGCAGUUUUUCUUCCCCGGCUCGUAGCAUCAGCGCACAGGCUCUGACAACCGCUAAGUCCCUCAUUAUCCGGCGUGAGAGAGUCCGGAGACAAACACAGGGAAGGCUGCAGCCGAGACAGCAGCACAGCACAAAUUGCCUCAUGGAGCUCAUUGAAAUGCAAGCGGCGGGGUCCACACUGUGGUGGGAGGAUGCAAGUUAG
Molecule: messenger RNA, 288 nt
Organism: Knipowitschia caucasica
Lineage: Eukaryota; Metazoa; Chordata; Actinopteri; Gobiiformes; Gobiidae
Source: the annotation of a GenBank genome assembly